CCAUUAGCCAAUUCCUUCUUGGUCCCAGUCUUAGCCCUUCUUCUUCCCCCCCCUCUCUCUCCUCUUCUCUCUCCUCUUCUCUGAAUCAAUCAUAGACCCCUUUCUCAAGGCGGCUUUAUCCUUCAACAUCUUCUUCUUCUCAGAGCUCAGUCAUGGCGGAAAAAGGCAGUAGCAGUCCCUUACCAAAGUUCGGCGAAUGGGAUGUCAACGAUCCCGCAUCCGCCGAGGGAUUCACAGUCAUCUUCAAUAAAGCCAGGAACGAGAAAAAGACUGGUGGCUUACCUGACUCUCCUGCAAAGGAUGACCCUUCAUAUAAGCAUGGCGCUGUUCUUGGAAAGUCUCAGCCUAAAAAAUGGUUUUGCUGCUUGCAAGCUGCAGAAUCAUAAGCCUUACGGGCGCUUGAUAGCGGGGUUCAGCAUAAAAUGUAUAAUCUGCAAAUUCUCAAGACGUGACCUUGUCUGCAAGACUGAAGCUGUAUUUAGAGCCUGUGAUGGAAAAUGCUGGACUCCAUUUGUUAGAACUUGUCAAUAAUUUGGGGUUUGGGAAUGAGGAUAUGCUUAAAACAUCGUUGUCUUGUUUAUGUUGGUCUUCUGCUGCAUAAAUGACAAUUGUCGGAGAUUGUUGCUUAUCAUCAUCAUCCCUCCCCCUGUUCUCUAGUUGUGAAAUGAUGUUGUUUGUGACAGUUCCUUUCCUGAAUGAUUUCAAAUGUUUCUGUUCUUAUGUAA
This is a messenger RNA of Cucurbita maxima (winter squash), 725 nucleotides long. RefSeq lists its product as uncharacterized. The transcript has 3 exons. The coding region runs from base 153 to 386 and encodes 77 amino acids. The record is from RefSeq and is a predicted model, not a curated record. NCBI's taxonomy places the organism in Eukaryota, Viridiplantae, Streptophyta, Magnoliopsida, Cucurbitales, Cucurbitaceae.